Molecule: messenger RNA, 2724 nt
Organism: Anguilla rostrata (American eel)
Lineage: Eukaryota; Metazoa; Chordata; Actinopteri; Anguilliformes; Anguillidae
Product: stabilizer of axonemal microtubules 1-like
Exons: 3
Coding region: 932-1792 (286 amino acids)
Cellular component (GO): cytoskeleton
Molecular function (GO): microtubule binding
Source: RefSeq, a predicted model, not a curated record
GUCAAAUGACAUUUAUGAGUUUUACUGGUUUAUGCACGAUAUUAUGGUAAUGGAAUUGUAUUAUAGGCCUACAUAUUUUAACUCGGUGAUAACUAUUAAAUUCAUCCUCUCCAUUUGGCUUCACUGAACCAUUUCAUUUGUAAUGUCCUACGCUCUGCUUCAUCACAGUACUUCCCUGCAUUCGUGAUAAUGCUUUCCUCAGGUAUGUCCCAUAUGGUCUAGCGGUUAGGAUUCCUGGUUUUCACCCAGGCGGCCCGGGUUCGACUCCCGGUAUGGGAAGUGCGUUUUGAGCCAAGGCAACUAAUAUGUAAUGUUGCGGCUUAGUGUACUUCACCAUAAUUUCAGGUACUCUUUCACAAUAUGGCUGACACAUUAACGCAGAUCACUAAAAAAGUAGGCCAAACUAUGCGUUUUGCCUUUGAAAAUCAGAACAUUUGACAUUCGUACACCAACGGAAUACAGGCAUUUCAUUUAGUUGGUAAAUACUCGGAAAUUAAUAUUAAAAACGACACACAAGCAAAUCAAUACUUUACCCAAUACAUUUAUGCACAUAACGUGAAACGUUUUCGCGAGUUUCCUGACGACGUUUAGCAAUUUGGUUAACUGAAACUUCUCCCUGGAGAACUAACCAAACAAAUUAAAUUCUGCCAGAAUAUAGCAUUUAUGAAUGUCAGCAUUGUGUUGAGAUUGCAUGAAGGGACAGAAUCUUGACAGUCACCGUGAAUAAUCGUCACAAUGAGCACUCCUUUGUUCACCUGUGUUUGUCACGGACUUCCAUUGCAUCACAAGUGUAUAGCAGAAUCUUAAAUAAAGCUCCGCGACACACGAAAACGGACAUGACAUGUUCGACAGUUGGUGAAAAUAUUCGCAAUAUCGGCUGGAGGUUUCGGCGGCUUUUGCUGACACUGUGACCGGAACAAACAGCAAAGCCAUGGCUAUUCAGAGCUUUAGCGUUGCCGGUCCCUUCACGCCAGGCUAUGCCUUCCAGACUGUGACCCAAAAUCCUUACAAGGCCGGAGAGAGGAAGACUGCGGAGAGGAAGACCACAGGAACGAAGACCCCUGGGAGGAAGACUGUCGGAUACAGCCCACCCAGGGAUAUGUACACGACGUCCUACAGAGAGGAAUUCUGUAACUGGGAGGGUACGAAACGGAAACCCUUCAAGCCCUGUGACAACCUGAUGCGGAGCGAUGGUGCAUUCCAGGGCAUCACCACCUACCAGGUCGACUUCAGCUACAAGCGCUUGGCGGGCGGCCAGACCGACUACCGGCCGCAGGUCGCCAAGGCGCCCGAGCGCCAGUCAUUCCAGGGCCCCGCCCCUUACGCCGUGCAGCACAAGAUCAAGCCAAACCGUCCGUCCAGACUGCAGGGGGUCAUCUACGCCCCCAGCGCCGCCGCCCCGCUGGACUUAGGCUCCGCCCUCAGGGGACAGAGGGGGGAGGAGCCCAGCUCAGCCCCGCCCCCAAAGCCCGCGCGGGAGGCGGUCAGCAGCGCCUCCCGCCGCGCCUUCGCCCACUCCACCGAGUAUCAGGCCACCUUCCGGGCGUGGCCCACGCCGCCCGUCUACCAGCACGCGUACCCGGUCUAUGACCCCCCCAGGGGGACCAUGGAUUUCCUCACCUCCUACUCCUGCGACUACCGGCCCUGGGGCGUGCAGACGCGCCCCCCCAUUCGCCAGCGGGAGGAGUUUGACAGGCCCACGGGGGCCUUCCAGCACACAACCACGUACCUGGCAGACUUCACGCCCAAGGUGGCCACGCCCACCCGCGCCAGGCCAGCGCAGAGGAGAUAGGGAACAACAACACGCCCGGUGCUGCUUUCAGCGAGGAACUUAACCCCUCAUGUGCAGAGGGGUUUUAUUUUUUAAACUUAGUGUUCAGGUUACUCAUUUAUCUGCUAAUCUUCUGUUUCCACCCUUAUCUCAUGUCUGAUGUCAACGUUUCGAAUAUCCCUGAGGACUCGUUUAUUUUAAUGAUGCGCAAAUAAAGAUAGCUUCAGUAUGCUUUUUCACAUUUUCAAAUACAUAUUUAUGUGGCACUGUGGGGCUUAACAAGAGGCACUAUAAAUUCAUAAUUGUAAAUGCACUUUUAUUUUCAGAACAAUUCUCAACUGCUAAGCAAGUUACAAACCUGAUGCCAGAUAUUUUUUUCGUUGUAAUUCAUGAUGAGUUGGCAUUACAAGCCAGAUGUUUCUUCCCCACCAAGAUUUUUUAACUGUCUUUUGAUAGGUUUUAAGGUUUUAUUUAUCCAUUUAUUUAUUUAUUUUGGGGAGGGGUGGGAGGUGGGGUGUUACUCCCUGAACACUGGGGCUGGGGCUUGUUCGUCCCCAUGCAGCCAGUAGAUGGCACUGCUUUGUUAUUUAUUCACUGCAAAUUUUCAAACUGAAUAAGAAAUUUUACCUUUUACCCGCCUGUGAUUUUUUUGUUUGCAUGCUCACUCGAGAGUCAAAGCAGACAUCUUUCAGUUUUGUAGGGUGUGUGUGUUGGGGGGGGGGGGGGGCUCUCAUUUGCUGCUUAAUUGGGGGGGUAAAAGUGGGAGAAAACUGGGAAGUGGUGUCCCAUGAGAGGGCCAGAAUCUCCCACCGAGAAGGGAACGGACGUUUUUGAAGCUCCUGGAAAUGUUCCGUUUUGAAGCCGCACGGGACAGCAAAGAAACCACCUCACACUGGCGUUCAGUUUUGCGAAACAAUCAUGUCAUGAAAUCACUGAUCCCAUCCGUGCGACGC